AUGGAGAUGGUGGAGAGUUAUGAGGCGGGUAACAAAGAAACAGUAGAUAAGAAUAUUGAAAUAGGUAGUCUUGGUUUAGGUGGGGAAGAGUGUAACGGGUUAAAUUCACGAAACGAUGAUCAAUUCGGAUAUAAUAGUUUUGGUAACAAUUAUAUGCAAGGGACGGAGAUCGAUCAUAAUCAGGUUCAUAACAAGAAGGCAACUAAUACACAAUCGGGUAAUAAAUUAAAAAAAGAAAACCGGUAUUUAUCUCAUAGUCAAAUAGUUAAUUUGUAA
Racocetra fulgida is the source of this 276-nucleotide messenger RNA. NCBI's taxonomy places the organism in Eukaryota, Fungi, Glomeromycota, Glomeromycetes, Diversisporales, Gigasporaceae. The record is from the annotation of a GenBank genome assembly.